AUGGAUGUUGGAGAUAAAAGUUGGAUGGAUCUCCGAAGAUCCACCGAUGAGUAUAUUCAUGGAGUUAAUGAUUUCCUAGAUAAGGCAUUUGAACGAGCUUCCCAAGGAGAUGAAAUAUUAUGUCCUUGUAAAAAGUGCUUUAAUCGUUAUUGGCAUUGUCGAAAUGUGGUAGAGGAUCACUUGAUUUGUUAUGGGUUUGUUCAUGGAUACACCAAAUGGGUUUUCCAUGAAGAAGGGUUUUCCUCAAGAAAUACGCCACAUCCAACCAAUGAUGAUGAAACAUUCGGCAGACAAGACGGUAUUGAUAAACUACUUCUAGAUACUUUUAGAAAUGUAGCAGAUGACCUGAGGCAUGAAGGAGUAAGAGAGGGACUAUCUGAAGAUGCAAAAAGAUUCUUUAAAUUAGUGGAAGAAGGGAAACAAGAGUUGUAUCCAAGGUGUAAGAACUUUUCUAAGUUGAAUUUCACCAUUCGGUUAUACUUGUUUAAAUGCAUUCACAAGUUGAGUAAUGUAGCCUUUUCAGAUUUGUUAGACUUGAUAAAAGAGGCAUUUCCCUUUGCUCAGAUACCCGAGUCUUUCUACAAGGCAAAAAAGGUGAUAAAAGAUUUGGGUCUUCAUUAUGAAAAAAUUCAUGCAUGUACUAACGAUUGCAUGUUAUUCUGGAAUGACACUGCAAAGUUAGACAAGUGCUCAGUGUGUGGAUCUUCUAGAUGGAAGAAUGUUCGUGAUGACUUGACUAAUAAGGUCACUAAAAUUCCAGCAAAGGUUUUAAGGUACUUUCCUUUAAAACCUAGGCUUCAGAGGAUAUUCAUGUGUUUUGAAACAUCUGUAGCUAUGAGAUGGCAUGAUACUGAACGACCCAAAGAUGGAAAUUUAAGACAUCCUGCUGAUGGGGAAGCUUGGAAGGAUUUUGAUUCCUUGCACCCUGACUUUGCUAGUGAUGCUCAUAAUGUUAGAUUGGGUCUUUCAAGCGAUGGUUUUAAUCCAUUCCGAACUAUGAGCAUUUCCCAUAGCACAUGGCCAGUUAUGUUGAUGAAUUAUAACUUAUCACCGUGGAUUUGCAUGAAGUCGGAGUAUAUAAUGUUGUCAAUGAUUAUUCCAGGUCCAUCGUCUCCUGGAAAUGAUAUAGAUGUAUACUUACAACCACUGAUUGCAGAGUUGAAGGAACUAUGGGAAGUGGGAGUGGAAACAUAUGAUGUUGUAACUAAUCAAAACAUUUAUGAUGCGUGCAGCUUUAUUGUGGACAAUUAG
Solanum tuberosum (potato) is the source of this 1251-nucleotide messenger RNA. RefSeq lists its product as uncharacterized. The transcript has a single exon. The coding region runs from base 1 to 1251 and encodes 416 amino acids. The record is from RefSeq and is a predicted model, not a curated record. NCBI's taxonomy places the organism in Eukaryota, Viridiplantae, Streptophyta, Magnoliopsida, Solanales, Solanaceae.